AUGGGUAUGCCAUACUCGAAACAAGUCAGCGCGGCAUUCGACCAAGUCACUCCUCUUGUAGCCGCUGGAUUCGAAGUCCUCCAAACCACAAAAAACAUCGCAAUUCUCCUUGCCGUUGUUCAAGUUUUUGUCGCCAUUAUCCUGAGUUUGACUCUCUUAGCGAUACUGGCACUGAUAUACUCGGUCAAUCCGGAUUUGGAAGUGGAAAGACAAGCACUGGUCACACCAUGUAUGAAAUGGCUGGCGAGCUGGAUAUUUGAAUAUGGCACUUUGGUUGGCUGGGUAUUGAAGGUUUAUGUUGUUCUCUGCACUGGUGGCUUGGGUCUUUUUGUCUGGUACAAUUCGAGUCCUACAUUUCCUGUUGCAGCCUCACCUGUGGCUGAAGAUGGUGAAGAAGAUGAAGAUUUUGAUCACAGUGGAUAA
Molecule: messenger RNA, 423 nt
Organism: Fusarium sp. VM40
Lineage: Eukaryota; Fungi; Ascomycota; Sordariomycetes; Hypocreales; Nectriaceae
Source: the annotation of a GenBank genome assembly